CACGGCUGGGGUGUAACAAGUUGGAAGGGCUUGGGAGCUGGAGCUUGCUCUCACAUCGCGCUAAAGAUAUAUGGUAGUACGCUGUGCAAUAAAACGCGACAAAGGUUCAGCUGCAGCGUGCUCUUCUGCACACGUACAGUAGGGGUCGCAAUGAGGUGGCCGACGGAGCAGACAGACUUGCCUGUCAAGUCCCGUGGAAGACCAAACGAACCGAUUCUCUGGACCGUACUCGACUCUUAUCGGAUCCACAUUCAGUCAACCCUCCCCGGCUCAAUUGGGGCUCACUAUGCGAGAGCCUCCGAAUACCUCCGGAGAUUUGGGGCCUCCGC
Gloeophyllum trabeum ATCC 11539 is the source of this 329-nucleotide messenger RNA. RefSeq lists its product as uncharacterized. The transcript has a single exon. The annotation marks the transcript as partial. NCBI's taxonomy places the organism in Eukaryota, Fungi, Basidiomycota, Agaricomycetes, Gloeophyllales, Gloeophyllaceae. The record is from RefSeq and is a predicted model, not a curated record.